Molecule: messenger RNA, 1410 nt
Organism: Triticum aestivum (bread wheat)
Lineage: Eukaryota; Viridiplantae; Streptophyta; Magnoliopsida; Poales; Poaceae
Product: cytochrome P450 CYP99A1-like
Exons: 2
Coding region: 76-1410 (444 amino acids)
Molecular function (GO): monooxygenase activity; oxidoreductase activity, acting on paired donors, with incorporation or reduction of molecular oxygen; heme binding
Source: RefSeq, a predicted model, not a curated record
GGCAACCUCCUCCACCUCUUCACCUCCCAGCCACAGGCAGCGCUACGGGGCCUGGCCCAGAAGCACGGCCCGGUGAUGUCCCUGCGGCUGGGCCAAAUCAACGCCGUCGUCAUCUCCUCGCCUGCGGCGGCGCAGGAGGUGCUCCGGGACAAGGACCUUACCUUCGCGUCGCGGCCGAACCUGCUCACCGCGGAAAUCAUCCUCUACGGGAGCAUGGACAUCGCCUUCGCGCCGUACGGGGCGUACUGGAGGACGCUGCGCAAGCUCUGCAUGAUGGAGCUCCUCGGCGCGCACAAGGUGCGGCAGCUCGCGUCCGUCCGGGAUGGCGAGACCCGUUCCCUCGUGAGGAAGGUCGACGCCGCGGGCCGAGGUGGCCAGCCAGUCAACCUCGGAAGUCUGCUCUGCUCGUGCUCGAUUGGGAUCACCGGAAAGGCGACGUUUGGGCAGCUGUGUGGCACGGAGCUUCAGGAACAGUACAUGCCGGUCAUCGAGGUGGCUGUGAAAGAAGGCGCGGGGUUCAGCGCCAGGGACCUCUUCCCGUCUCUGUGGUUCGUGGACGUCGCCACUGGGCUGACACGCCGGCGGUGGCGAACGCGCCGUCAGCUGGACGCCAUAUUUGACAAGAUGAUCGGCGAGUGCGAGGCACAGCGAGCGGCGACCAAGACCAUCGGAGAUGAUGAAGAAGAAGAGCACCUCCUGAGCGCCUUGCUUAGGAUCAAGGACGAGGGCAAGCUGGAGGUCCCCAUCAGUAUGACAAGCAUCAAAGCAAUCUUAUUUGACAUGCUCACCGGAGGAACGGAGACAACGUCGUCAGCCGCUGAGUGGAUCAUGUCGGAGCUCAUGAGGAACCCCGAGGCGCUGGCCAAAGCACAGGCUGAGGUUCGGCAAGCACUGGAUGGCAAGAGCCCGCAGGAGCAUGAGGGCCUCAUGGACAAGCUACGGUACACAAGGAUGGUCAUCAAGGAGGGCCUCAGGCUGAACCCAGUGCUGCCGCUCCUUCUCCCCCGACUCUGCCGAGAGACCUGCAACGUCGGCGGGUUCGAGGUCGCCAAGGGCACCACGGUCAUCGUCAACGCUUGGGCGAUGGCGCGGAGCCCCGAGCAUUGGCCCGACGCGGAGGAGUUCCGGCCGGAGAGGUUCGACGGUGGCGCGGUAGACUUCAAAGGCGGUUUGCAGUUGGAGUACCUCCCGUUCGGUAGCGGAAGGAGGAUGUGUCCCGGAGAUACCUUCGGGCUCGCCGUGCUGGAGCUCAUCAUGGCACGGCUUAUCUACUACUUUGACUGGAGCCUCCCCGAUGGGAUGCGGCCGGAUGAGCUCGACAUGGACAUGAUCGUCGGCACGACGGCAAGGAGAAAGAACCAGCUUCGUCUAUUAGCAUCGCCGUGCAAGGAGCUCCCAGUGGAAAUCUGA